CAACACCCUCGCUUCCCACCCGGCGCCGGCUGCGAACAGCCAGCGAUGAACACUGGGGAUGACGCGUUGGCUUCGGAGAAUUGGCGCCUGGCUGCCAAGCUCUACACCAAAGAGCUGGCUGCAGCCAAGGAGAACUUGUCGACAGGCAGCGGCGACCUCUCCCACUUCGGCCUCGCGCUGGCCGGGCGCAGCGUGGCCUUCCGAGAGAUGGGCCGUGCACGAGCCGGGCUCCCUGCAGAGCCGAAGGUCUUGGCCGCCUCCCUGGCAGACGCACGCGCUGCGGUCUCUUUGGCCCAGCAGCUCACGUCCAACAGCACGCUCGCGCUCAAAGCAGCAGCGACCUCAAGACCCGAGGCUCGUGCAUUGAACGCGGCCCUGGCUGAAAGUGGUGAAGGGCCAAUGGAGGCCCAGCAGGCCUGUGAUGCCUUGGCAGGCCUUGGCUUCGAUGAGCCGGUGAAGCAUGAGCUUCGGCAGGUGGCCAAAGACGGCAUCGACACAGCAGGGCUUUGCGCUGAGAUGGAUGCUUCUGCCAAGGAUGGAGAGUCACCAGGCACUUUCCGGUGGCCUCGGCGCAUGGUGUUGCCAACCUUGCCUUCCGGCCCUUCCCUGGCAGCAGCUGUCACUGAGAAAGGCUGGGGGCCAUACUUGCGGCAGCGUGGAGGUGAACAGAUGGUGAACUUGGAGCGGAGCAAGUUGGCGAUGAUGCUGGACGCGCUGUCCUUUCCGCUCUCCUUGGCAUGGCUAUUGCUUCAAGAGCCUUUGGUCAGGAUCGCCAGCGGCACGCUGCACGUGGUGGUCUUGGGUGCCACCUCCAAAGCUGAGGUUCGCAUCCUGGAGGACUCCGACUAUUGGGAGGAGCUUGGGAGGGUGAUGGCGCCCCAGUGCAAGGUGAAGCUGCAUUUCGUGGGACCAGAGAUAUCGGCCGAAUCAGCGGAUGUCCACCAAACACAGCCACCCUGUGCCACGCAGUUCUUCCAGGCUCAUUCGGAUCUCAAUUCCUCGAAUACCAUUUGUGCUGUCUUCAACGGCGGCUUUGGUAAUUUCGUGUCCUCCGGCCGUGAUGAGCUCUUUCACAGCUGGCUUCAGGACUUGACUUUCCUGGCCGACCAGCAUGUUCUGUGCGCCUUUUUUUGUGCCAAUGAUUAUGCAGACCUCAAAGGGGAGGUGGCUGUGCAUCAGCUCCUUGGGAGCUGCUUCGCUUUGCGACCUCGUCAGAACCCCUUCGCCAUGGCCACAGUGUACUCGGGAGAGGAUUCCUCCGAAUGGUUCUCCGGCAACGCCUUCGUUUAUGCUGUGUGUGGCUUUGAGCGCUCGGCACGGAGGGUUGAGCUGAGCACCGCAGAGGUCCUGCAGAUUGCCCAGAGCGAUCACGCCAUCGUCCAUGAGGCCCCCUUGCCGGUGCGCCUUUUGGAGAGUGAGAGAAGUAGCUCAGGCAGCACAGGGGUGCCGCCGGUCUCGACCGUGGGGGAGAUGAAGCCCAUGGACGGCGGAUGGCGUUUCGAGGUGCCAUUGGCGGAUGCCUCAUGCAUGCAAGCCGCGGAUGUGCAAAUCUCCGACACGCAGCUGUCACUGGUCUUGGAAGGCCUACGCCGCGUGGUGCCUUGGCCGACACCGGUGGACUCGGCCUCCGCGCGAGCGAGCUUCUCUGCGAGGAGCUGCAAGCUGGUGGUCAAAGCGACGUCCCAAUAAGGAGAAAAAGAAAGGCUUUGUGGCCCUUGCUGCGCUGGCGGCGAAGAACGGUGUUGGCGGAGACCCACAUCUCGAUCAAUGAUUGCUGUAUCGCUGGGGUUCGGGACAACCCAGCACGGUGAAGAAUUCUUCAAGGUUUAGCUGGAAAAGAUCAAUUCCGCUCAACAACCAGAUGAUGAGGGACUUGGACC
Durusdinium trenchii is the source of this 1880-nucleotide messenger RNA. The record is from the annotation of a GenBank genome assembly. Lineage: Eukaryota; Dinophyceae; Suessiales; Symbiodiniaceae.